GAAGGAAAAGGAGUGUUAACGAUCGAAGCGCCUCUAUAAAGCUUUCUCUUCUCAUCGCCAUUUAUUUAAACUCACUUAACCAUCACUAACCAGUCUUAACCGUUUGUUGUUUAAUUUGUAUUUAUACGUUUUUUUAUUUAAUAUCACAAUUAAAAUGUAUUCUGUAAAGCAAAUCAAGUUAAUGAAUGAACUGAUUAGGACUGGAAUAUCGAAACAAGGUAUUAGUGAAUUGUACGAUGUUCUUCAUGCUGAUGUCGCAGCCCAGUCUCAACCUUCACCUCCUAACUCUCAACCUUUACCUGACUGUGUCAACAAUGAUCAUAGCUCUCCACCAUUGCCGGACACUCAGGGGUGAGUUUUAUGUCGGUUUCCUUCUUGAUACACCAAGACCAACAAACAUUGAAUCUCCACCGUAUACAGAUGAGGAACCAUGGCCUCAGUGGCCAUCCAAUACAACAAAUAGUGAAAAGAAAAGAGAUAGGUUCGUGUUUAAACACGUCCAUCACGAUAUAUUAAAUGAGGCUUUCCUCAGAAAUCGUUAUCCUGAAAACGAUGAAAAAGAAUGCCUGGUGGAUAAAUGUAAUGCAGCUCUAGAAAAUUAUAAAAAUAGACCUUUGAAAGAGUCAGAAAAGAUGACCAUUUUAAAUAUUACUAAUUGGUUCAAUAAUCGACGUAAAGAAAAGAAACGAAAUCGCCGUACUCUAGAUCCAAGUUCCUAUUGUGUUCAAAAUUUAAAAGAAAACAAUGAAGUUAAAGAGGAAAUAAUCAGUGAAGAUGAUGUAUAAAAGACUAUAACGUAGAGAAUGUAAAUUAAGAUAAAUCAACUCUUGGAAUGGCCAUCGCCUUUAAAGGAUGCCAAAUUUGUCAAUACAACAAGAUUCUAUUUGUAACCAUGAAUAUAUCAUAUUAUUAAAUCAUGAUAUUUAAGUGAUGAUUAUCAGUAUUUGAGUGUAACAGUUGUACGCUGUUGCGUAAAGCAAAAAAAAAGAAAGCUAAAUGACUGAGCAAUGGGAUCGGAUAUUGGAUUCGAUAUUUAUAAUGUUGCAUGAAAAUGAUGAAUUUCAUCAUUUCAAGAAUCAAAUAUGCUUUAAACAAAUGUGUUAUUUUUUUUAAAUAAAAGAUCUAAUUGUAAAAAAUA
Messenger RNA from Tetranychus urticae (two-spotted spider mite), 1138 nucleotides. RefSeq lists its product as uncharacterized. The record is from RefSeq and is a predicted model, not a curated record. Gene Ontology annotation, cellular component: nucleus. Gene Ontology annotation, molecular function: double-stranded telomeric DNA binding. NCBI's taxonomy places the organism in Eukaryota, Metazoa, Arthropoda, Arachnida, Trombidiformes, Tetranychidae.